AUGCCAGCAGUGACCCCAUUGGCACUCUACCGCAAGGCAAACCUCGGUCGACUGGCCAGAGAGAUUGUCAGAGGCAUCCCUGCCGGUCUGGUCAUUUCGCUGAAUGCCUGGGCAACCAUCCUUAUCAACUCACAACCAAGAUGGCUCUUCCGCAAGAAGCGAUGGAGUGAAGGCGAGAUGCGCGCCAUCAGCUGUUAUUACCUGGUCAUUGCCUACAUGAUGCUCCGCGUCGUCCGUUUGACCUCGACCUUGACCAAAUGCCCCGGUCGGCCCUAUGGAGAUUUCUUCCGCAAUACACGGCCCAUCCUCGGUCAGAUCGCCAUAUUUUCAAUUGCCACGAUGCUGACGGACGAGUUUGUGAUGUUCUAUAUCCUCCGGAAGUUUGGGCUCGAGAAACGUCGCAUCCUGAUCACUGGUCGGCCGCUGGACAAGGAGAUCGAAGUCACGGACGACGACUGCUGUAUCUGCUACGGAGCCAUGCUGGACGAUGACGAGGACGGGAUGGAUCUGAGCGAACACAGCAACAACAACAAUGGCAGGCAUAGUCAUGGAGUAGGAAUUAACAAGGACACUGAUCAUGUCCUCGAGAACUUUUGUGUGGUCAAACAGCAUGUCGCUCAUCGGGGCUGUAUUCGCAAGUGGUACAACUAUGGACCCCAGGGAUACCGACCCAUGGAGGCGUUCAGGAUCUUGAGUUGGGGGACGACGAUUCAUGGAGCAGUUGCGGGAAUGAACACGACGCGGGCUGUCGGCAAUCGGAUUGGACUCGGCUGGUUGAUGUCCCUCCCGACAACAACUGCGACGACGACAACAACGACGACGACGACGAGGACUGUCCCCUUUGUUCCUACUAUCGAUGGAGUUGCACCGCUCCCACACCAGCCGAUCCAACAACAACAGCUGGAUCAGCAACAACAACAACAAUAUCACCAUCAUCAACAUGAAUCGACACACCCGGUAGAUGUCGCAGAACCCGUACUCCGCCCCAUGUUCACGACACCACCGACCGAAGAAUACAACCAGAACGCGGGUCGGAAGACCUGCCCAGCCUGUCGUCAACAACUGGUCCUCAACUUUGUCGAUCUGGCGAAAGGACGCAAGGAGAUGGGGUGGACACAGAAGCUGGUCGAGCUGGGUCGGGAUAUGACAAAGUUUUCGGACUGGCGUGGGUUGGUGCUGAGGAGUCUUAUCACAGCAGGAUGGGUUGGAGUGACGAUUGUGGGGGGUAAACUUCGGAUUGUGGCAAUGGAUAAGGCAAUUGUGCGGCAUCAAAAGAACCGUGCUUUGGCCACCCUCUCAGCGCUUGCUGAGUCGUCUUAG
Linnemannia hyalina is the source of this 1320-nucleotide messenger RNA. Lineage: Eukaryota; Fungi; Mortierellomycota; Mortierellomycetes; Mortierellales; Mortierellaceae. The record is from the annotation of a GenBank genome assembly.